This is a messenger RNA of Melanotaenia boesemani (Boeseman's rainbowfish), 4727 nucleotides long. RefSeq names its product stanniocalcin 1 (gene stc1). The transcript is spliced from 4 exons. The record is from RefSeq and is a predicted model, not a curated record. Bases 93 to 932 code for a protein of 279 amino acids. Gene Ontology annotation, cellular component: extracellular region. Gene Ontology annotation, molecular function: hormone activity. Gene Ontology annotation, biological process: intracellular calcium ion homeostasis. NCBI's taxonomy places the organism in Eukaryota, Metazoa, Chordata, Actinopteri, Atheriniformes, Melanotaeniidae.
AGGAUAGAGAGGAGUACAUUGUAGAGACAUUCCCGGCAGCCUACUUGUUACAUCCUAUUUGUUCUGCAGAAGCUUUUCUGAGCGAUAUUCUUAUGAAUUACCCACAAAGCAGGAGGCGUCUCUUUAUAUUUAGUUGUAUGAUCUCCUGUACUGAGAGGACGAUGCCUUUGAGGACCGGACUUUUUCUCCUGAUGGUGCUGAAUGCAUCUGCAUAUGAACUGGAUCAAAACGAGUCCUAUUCGCCCAGGAGAACACGCUUUUCUACCAAUAGCCCUUCAGAUGUGGCACGCUGUCUCAACAGUGCCCUCCAAGUUGGCUGUGGAGUCUUCGCCUGCCUGGAAAACUCAACUUGUGACACAGAUGGCAUGCAUGACAUCUGCAAGUCCUUCCUGUACAGCGCUGCUAAAUUUGACACUCAGGGUAAAGCAUUUGUGAAGGAGAGUCUUAAGUGCAUUGCCAAUGGCAUCACCUCUAAGGCAUUCCCCACCAUCCGUCGCUGCUCCACCUUCCAAAGAAUGAUAACUGAUGUCCAAGAGGAGUGUUACAGCAAGCUGGACAUCUGCACUGUUGCCCGGUCUAAUCCAGAUGCUAUUGGAGAAGUGGCACAGCUGCCAAGUAACUUCCCAAAUCGGUUUUAUGGUAAGCUGCUACAGAGCCUGAUGGACUGUGAUGAGGACACAGUGGACCGCAUUAGGACCAGCAUGGUGUCACGGCUGGGCCCAGAAAUGAUCAUGCUUAUUCAGCUGCUGCAGAGCAAGCCCUGCCCAUCCACUGCUGUGGCUGCAGCUGCCGCCAUCCCAACUGGAGUGGAGGGCCGUGGGAGCUGGCGCUGGUCCAUGGGUCCCCAUAUGUACAAGAUCCAACCUAAUCUGCGAAACAGAGACUCUGUCAGUAAUUUUGGCAAAAAGCGUGCAGCCAGUGACAGUUCCUAACUUCCACUCAGAUUCAGAAAAUUCCACAUACACAUCAUGAAAGCUCCUCUAUUCCCUAGGGGUGAUACAAUCCAUUCCUCUGCUAGACUGGAAGUUUCUGAAAAGUGCACCUCUAGGGAAUGUCGGAUGCCUAUAGAGUUGAUAUCAGUUUGAUUGUUGUUAUAUUGUAUAUUCCACACCUUAGGCUUGAGAGAACCCCCAUUCUACUGUUUUCAGAUAUGUCACAGUCAGUGUUGAAUAUGUGGCUGUUGCAUUUGUGCAACAUGGUCCUAGUCACUCUUUUUCACAUCCUCCAGCAUAAAUCAGUCCUUAAGAAGUCUUUUGAUGUCAAGUUAAAAAAAAAGAGAGAAAGAAAAAUCAAGAAAUUAAUAAAUAGCCAUAGUGGUUCAUGCCUCUAGAGCACAAGCCAGUGCAUUAAAAGACAAAAACACAAUUUCAUCAUUCUAAUUUGCUCAUGAAUAGAAGUCAGUAAAUGCAUUAUUAUGAAUUAAUUUAUAGAAGUGGGAAUAUAUUGUUAGAUAUAUCUAAUAUUUCUGUAGAAAGACAAGUCCAAUUGUGAGCACGAGAAAUGAGUUUCAUACCAUUAACAUAACACUUAAAUGUACUGUAUACAAUGUUAUCAGAGACAGCCAUAGCUAGCCCUCUAAAAGAGGGCUUAUAUGGAGUGAGGUCUGUAGAGGUUCCAUGAUAACCUUUGAGAGGUUACCUUAAACUGACCAAAAAACUUCAAACUGCCCUGAAUGCUAUUCAUGAAAUACCAAAAUUGUGUAUAGUUAUAGCACUUAGAUUUUUUUUUUUUUUCUGAUGGCAGAUGUAGCCAUGGUCAUGUGUUUCAAAUCAUUACUCUGCACAGAAGGAUUGUCCAGGUCAUGGCCAUGUCUAUCAGAAAAAGUCAUUUUUACAUACCUUAUAUCUCAGAUACUUGCAAUGCAUAAGACUGUUGAGCUCGACAACAUAUAUGGGACCAUGUUUAGUUGGAUCUGUAUCCAAGCUCUUAACUAAGUGUGAAGCAGUUGUGUAUGUGCAGUAGCUGAUCAACAUGUUCACCAUUGAGAGUGAGAGCAGCCCUCCUAUUGGACUGAUGAUCAUCAUUCUCUGAGGUGAAUCAUGUAACAUACACACUGACUUCCUGUGUCAAGAUGGAGGAUGACUAUUUAAAAAAAGCAAACAAAAAAGCCUUGUUGGAAUGAUAUUUAUUUUCCUACUAUAUUAUUUAAUGUUUUUUAUUGUUAUUUUAAAGCAUUAUUGUAGUUUUAUUUAGUUUACAGGUUUUAAAGCAGUUUAGUUCUAUUUGAGCUUGAGCUCUAUGCCAAAAAAAUAAAAAUAAAAAAAGAGAAAAAAGUUAGCUUACACUCUGAUGACUGAAUAGGACCCAUGUCAUGACUCUGUGCUGGCCAUAGGGGAACAAGGUUGGUCAUUCAGGUCGGGUGAUCUACUUUAUGGGUGUUACAAGGGACCACAACAAAACCUUAGCUUAGUUUUGAGACUUUGGUUUUAAAGUAAAGGUCAUCAUUGCAGCUGCUAGAAGUACAUGUUCUGUAGAGGUUGUGCACGUUAUUGAAGAUUAAUCAGGUUUAAUGGCAGUAAAACAAACGGCAACAUCAAGUACCCUAUUAAAUAUGUUUUUUGAUGGGAUGAGAUUAACUUUCUACAAGGUUUACUUUGGGUUCUGGCAUUUUUCUGGUGAAGACCACUGUAGGAUUUAGCCACAGAUAAGCAUCAGAUACCUACCAUUCAGUGGACAGAAGUGAACAUACCUUAAACUACAAUAUAAAACAAUGAUUUUGAUCACUUGAAACAAGGCUCUUCAACUCUGGUCCUCAAAGGCCACUGCCCCGCAGGUUUGAUGUUUAGAUGUUUCCCUGCUUCAGCACACCUUACUCAGAUUAAUAGGUCAUUAUACAGAACUUGACAAGCUGCUGGGUCCAUUUGAUUUGAGUUAGGUGCAUUGAAGCUGAAGAGCCUUGACUUAAAAUGACAUGAUGUCCUAUACAUUUUCAUAACAGAAACUCCCUUUAGAAUCUGGCCUUGGGGUUUUCAAAGGAAGGCAAUCAUUCAGAAUCUGAAAUCAGUCUUCAUUCUGGUGUUUGCUUACAUUUGUAGCUCAGAGAUGAUAGGUUGAUACCACAGGCUUCAGUGAGAUAGUUUGUGGCUUAAGUUGGCUCAGAGCUGAGUAAAUUGAGUAGGUUCAGAGAUAACUUAAAUACUAGUGCACAUUUAAAAUGCAGUUUAGUGGUGAACUUUGGACCAGGGUUGGUACUACUUUAUACUUCAACCUGAGCUAAAUUGGUUCUCUUUAAAUAGGCUUAUGAUAAUGUUGCAACAAUUUUGAUUUUGUUUCCCUUUAACUUCAUAAAAGAAAAUUAAUCUGGUCCUGAUGGAAAAUUAUUGAAUUUUGUCCAGGAUUUCUAAAAGUGAAGCACAGAGCAGAGAAAGGGAAGUUUUAUUUUUCUGUGUCAUUUUAAGAGCUAUGUUAGGAAUUCCAAACUAUGCAAUAAUCACACACAAAGGAUUCACAGCAACGCAGAAAUUGACCUUUUCAUUCAGUGCCAGCUGAUGCUGCAUGAAUAAAGCAGCAGCAUGUGUACUCUCAUGCUGCACUCACAGUGUGAAGGCAUUGCUUCUCUAUAAUGCUUUCUGUUUCUGUGUUUUUUCCUAAUCCAGUGUCUCUUUUGUUCUGUGAAUAGGACCAUUUCUCUGGUCUCAUGUGGUGCAAGGGACAGAUGUUGUGAAGGAAUUACACAGGAAGUGACACUGUACUAUAUCCAAGCUUAUGUUUUCUGUUGAAUAUGCACUUUGCAUCUUAACCACUAUAAAGGGCAUUGAAACAUUUAGCACAUGUGCAACUGAGGCAUAUUUUAUUUACCCCGUGAAUGGAGAUGAGUUUGGAUAUUACGUAUCCUGAAGGUUCAGGGCUUCUUCAUGUACUAUUGAUAGAUGUGUCUGUAUCUUUGUUGUCCACGGGUAAAUCCAAAACCCAACAGCUGCUGCUAAACUCUAACUUUCUUGUAUGAUGCUGUGCAGAUUCCCCUCCACUGAGGCCGCUCUUAUCUGUCAACACACAGUGAGUCCAGCAUCACUCCAUUUGCAUUUAAGCAUUUUAGUGUCAAUCCUGUCUUCAUAUUUAUUUUUUCAGUGAACAUUCUUCAUGUCAGUUACAUUUGGCAAGGGCAAAUUGACUGUUUCCUCACCAAGUAAAAGUUCAUUUCAGAGAAUGUACCUGUAUACUGAAUGUCUCUUUUGACAAGGACAUGCCCAAGUUUUGUGACUAGUGAAGGCUAUUAGGAAGACCAAAAGUGAGAAAAGUAUUUUGAUUUUCUUUUGUGUUACAUUUUAAUCCAGGUAAAGGGUGCUCAAGGUUGUUUUGUAUUGUCAAAUUGAUCAGUGGUUAGUUUUGUGAGACUGUUGCUGUUAAUACUAGAGACUAAAAACCUCCCUCACUUCUGGCACUUCAUGGUACUGUUUCCCCUCAAGACUUGAAAUAGAUGGAUAAAUGUGCUUCAAAUCAAAAAGUGACAGUGACUAGUAAAGUUUAUUUUGUUUUCAUAUAUAAGUGAGUUAUUUUACUAUCAGAUUCAAACAUUUUAUUGCAGAUUAUAGGAGAUUUCUGAUACAGAUGCUAUGUAACGCAUGAUUGACCCUUGUGAAUCACUUGCACUUUAAAAUAUACCCAUAUACAUAUAUACCCAUACUGUGUAUAUGUUUGGGUUUUUCCUCUGUACUGAGAAGUCAUGAAAGAUACAAUAUAUCAAUUGUGUGUCUUUUGCUGAUCAGAAAUAAAAUAUUUCUUAAAUC